This is a messenger RNA of Lactuca virosa, 785 nucleotides long. Lineage: Eukaryota; Viridiplantae; Streptophyta; Magnoliopsida; Asterales; Asteraceae. The record is from the annotation of a GenBank genome assembly.
AUGGGUUUAUGGGAAGCUCUUCUCAAUUGGCUUCGAAGCCUCUUCUUCAAGCAGGAAAUGGAGCUCUCUUUGAUAGGGCUCCAGAACGCUGGAAAAACUUCACUCGUAAACGUUGUUGCUACUGGUGGAUAUAGCGAAGACAUGAUCCCUACGGUGGGAUUUAAUAUGAGGAAAGUAACAAAAGGAAACGUGACCAUAAAACUAUGGGAUCUUGGAGGUCAACCACGAUUUCGUAGCAUGUGGGAGAGAUAUUGUCGUGCAGUUUCCGCCAUUGUUUAUGUUGUUGAUGCAGCCGAUCAUGAAAAUCUGAGCAUUUCAAAAAGUGAACUUCAUGAUCUGAUUAACAAACCAGCCUUGAGUGGGAUUCCUUUACUUGUUCUUGGAAACAAGAUUGAUAAGACUGGUGCGCUCUCCAAGGAGGCGUUGACCGAUCAAAUGGGGUUGAGAUCGAUUGGUGAAAGAGAAGUGUGUUGCUUUAUGAUUUCUUGCAAGAACUCGACGAAUAUAGAUUCGGUGAUUGAUUGGCUUAUAAAGCAUUCAAAAUCUAAAAGUUGAAGAAGAUGAUGAUAAAGAAAGGGGAAUGUUUUCCUGAAGACGGAUGGGAUUUUUGGUGGUGAUUUGGUUUGCAUAGUUGAUUUAUUAUUACACUCUAUUUUGUUCUUGAUUGAUGUGUAUAACUUCUAUGUUCUAGAGGAAGAGUAAACUCUACGGUUUUAGUAAUUUUUAACUCUUGAGACUUGAGUAUGGUUUGUUUUCUUGAAUCUUGUUUUUCUUUUAUUGUGUCA